AUGCCUUUGAUGAAAGCACACGGUGUUCGUGCAAAGCCUUUUCAUUUGCGAUAUCUGGAAUUGUGCAAAAAUAAGAAUGUUCUUCCAUUACAAGAAGUUAAAGCAAAAAACAAGAAUUAUAGUACAUUGGAUUUUUUCGCGGAUCGUGUUAAGCUUGAUGAUUGGAGUCCCAUUCUUAAUGCUCUUUACUAUGAUACAUCAUUACACUAUGUAGCAAUAAAAUUAAGAAAAAAUAAUUCGAAUGUAUUGGAGAACGUUAAUUCAAUUAAAAGAGCUCGUAAGAUCCAUGGAACUCCUAUUUUGCUUACGAAUCAUAUUUUCACGCAAUUUGUUUCUACAAUAAGAAGUUUCAUGCAAAAUAACGAACAUUUAACGACUUUAUUGCUCGAGGGAUUGCCAUUGAAGGAUAAUUACAUCGCUUGCAUCGCUAAUGGAUUGUCUGAAAAUCAUUCCAUUAAGAAUUUGAGUUUUGCUCGAAGUGCAUUGGGAGAUAAUGGAUGUGAAAAGAUUUGUUCGAAUAUAAAGAUAUUGACAAAUAUUCAGUGUUUAAACAUGUCUCAAUGUUCAUUGACGGCAAAAGGCGCAAAAUGUAUCGCAGAAUUGCUAAACUAUCAGAAAAUUAUUCGAUUCGGUAAAGGAUGGGAAAGUACUUUGCGUUAUCGCACAAUCGAUCCUGAUACUUUGCCCGGCUUGAAGAGAAUUACAAUAAAUGGCAAUCAGAUACACGAUGAAGGAGUUUAUUUUAUCAUGGAAGUCUUGAAAGAAGAUGUUUGGAUUAAAUCGAUUGAAAUGCAAAAUUGUGGCUUAACUGACGAUGGAGCAAAGAUGAUUUUGGAUUGUCUCGAUUACAAUAAAACAUUGUUAAUGGUAGAUAUUGACGGCAAUAAUAUCAUCUCAACUGAACUUGUGCAUAUGAUAAAAGUUCAAUUAGGCAUGGAUGUAGAUGAAAUGACGUCGGAGUCUGAAGAUAGCGGAUCAUCUGAAGCAAAAGUUUCUGUUCAACAAUUAAAGGAAAAAAUCAAACUUUUGGAAUGCCAAUUGCAGAAUGAACGUAUCUGUUCAAGAAAAAUUGAAGAACUGAAUGAAGGUUUGCGCACACAAAAUAUUGAAAUGCAGAAAAAAAUGGAAUCAACCGAAGCUUUCUCAAUUCCUGAUGGUUUUACAUUGAUCGAAACAGCUUAUUUAGAUCAUUUAAUUGAACAUCAACGAUCGCCAAAUACACAGAAGAACGACAAUAAGGAUGUUUGUAAGAAAACUAAACGUGUCGAUAAAGCACGAAGUGAAAUAGUUCAAAAGAAAGCUCGAGUAAUUGAAGGUUCACAAUCUGCUUUUGCGAGAUUCCCAAGUGCAGAACGCCCAUUAGUAUCUCCGCGAAAACUAACAUUUGUUGAGAAAAAUAUCGGAGAUACAUGUAACAACAUUUCUGAACCUUGCGAAGAAGAUAUUUUAAAAAUAUUCAUGAAGAAACGUUCAAGCCUGAACGACAGUCAAGUAAUUAACGUCGAUGGAGAUCCAGAGGGAAAUGAAUAUUAA
Culicoides brevitarsis is the source of this 1533-nucleotide messenger RNA. Its product is annotated as protein Cep78 homolog. The record is from RefSeq and is a predicted model, not a curated record. The coding region runs from base 1 to 1533 and encodes 510 amino acids. NCBI's taxonomy places the organism in Eukaryota, Metazoa, Arthropoda, Insecta, Diptera, Ceratopogonidae. Gene Ontology annotation, cellular component: centrosome. Gene Ontology annotation, molecular function: protein binding. The transcript has 3 exons.